GACAGUAUAGUUAGGAGCCCACUGAAAGUACUAUGUCUUUUAAAGACCUAGGCUUGUAAAUGUUAUACAUCCGGGAGGGAGAUGAGAGGCAAGCCAGCACAACAACAGGUGGAGUGUCACCAUCUGGUAUACAUCCGGGAGGGAGAUGAGAGGCAAGCCAGCACAACAACAGGUGGAGUGUCACCAUCUGUUAUACAUCCGGGAGGGAGAUGAGAGGCAAGCCAGCACAACAACAGGUUACCAUCUUCCCUAUGGCCAGCACAACAACAGGUUACCAUCUCUUCUACACUCUUCCCUAUGGCCAGCACAACAACAGGUUACCAUCUCUUCUACACUCUUCCCUAUGGCCAGCACAACAACAGGUUACCAUCUCUUCUACACUCUUCCCUAUGGCCAGCACAACAACAGGUCACCAUCUCUUCUACACUCUUCCCUAUGGCCAGCACAACAACAGGUUACCAUCUUCCCUAUGGCCAGCACAACAACAGGUUACCAUCUCUUCUACACUCUUCCCUAUGGCCAGCACAACAACAGGUCACCAUCUCUUCUACACUCUUCCCUAUGGCCAGCACAACAACAGGUUACCAUCUCUUCUACACUCUUCCCUAUGGCCAGCACAACAACAGGUUACCAUCUCUUCUACACUCUUCCCUAUGGCCAGCACAACAACAGGUUACCAUCUCUUCUACACUCUUCCCUAUGGCCAGCACAACAACAGGUUACCAUCUCUUCUACACUCUUCCCUAUGGCCAGCACAACAACAGGUCACCAUCUCUUCUACACUCUUCCCUAUGGCCAGCACAACAACAGGUUACCAUCUCUUCUACACUCUUCCCUAUGGCCAGCACAACAACAGGUUACCAUCUCUUCUACACUCUUCCCUAUGGCCAGCACAACAACAGGUCACCAUCUCUUCUACACUCUUCCCUAUGGCCAGCACAACAACAGGUUACCAUAUCUUCUACACUCUUCCCUAUGGCCAGCACAACAACAGGUUACCAUCUGUUCUACACUCUUCCCUAUGGCCAGCACAACAACAGGUUACCAUCUCUUCUACACUCUUCCAUAUGGCCAGCACAACAACAGGUCACCAUCUUUUAUUUUGUAAUUGUUUACCUUUCAGAAGAAGUAUGGUGAGAUAUAUGGAUACUGCCUGCUGAACUGUAAAUACACAUUACACAUUACGUAACUAGGAUCAGGUGGAGAGAGAGGGCUGGAAAGGUUUCUUCAGGUCAAACAUAGGAUGACAGUGUUAGGAAUGAUGGAUUUAUGUAUGUUACAAGCACACAUACGCACACGUACACACACGUACACACACACAC
This is a messenger RNA of Oncorhynchus kisutch (coho salmon), 1322 nucleotides long. RefSeq lists its product as uncharacterized. The transcript is spliced from 2 exons. NCBI's taxonomy places the organism in Eukaryota, Metazoa, Chordata, Actinopteri, Salmoniformes, Salmonidae. The record is from RefSeq and is a predicted model, not a curated record. Bases 146 to 1108 code for a protein of 320 amino acids.